Messenger RNA from Andrographis paniculata, 2410 nucleotides. RefSeq names its product protein NRT1/ PTR FAMILY 5.6-like. Bases 403 to 2169 code for a protein of 588 amino acids. The transcript has 4 exons. Gene Ontology annotation, molecular function: dipeptide transmembrane transporter activity; tripeptide transmembrane transporter activity. The record is from RefSeq and is a predicted model, not a curated record. Gene Ontology annotation, biological process: transmembrane transport; dipeptide transport. NCBI's taxonomy places the organism in Eukaryota, Viridiplantae, Streptophyta, Magnoliopsida, Lamiales, Acanthaceae. Gene Ontology annotation, cellular component: membrane.
CUCAACACCAAACCGCUUUAUUCUCUUUAAACAGAUGAAACUCACAUUUUUAACUGGGGAAUGAAUGCUAUUCCGAUCCGCAGUUACGAUCAAAAGGGACAGGUUAUAUUAAGUGGGAGGAAUCAAAAUAUUUUCUCCAAUCACAAUCAUUGACAAGAGUAGUACUGUUUACCCUCCGCAUCAAUGUGCUUUUUGUGGGGAUAAUUUUAAUGGUGAUUAGAGAGGUUAAGAGACCAAGAUUCUGGUCUCUAUAUAUACAAGUUAAGAUCCCUGCAGACUUGCAUCCACCAAGAGUCCUGAAAAUUAUAUUAUAUGUCCUGAAAGACUCUAUUGAACUGUACUGAUUUUGGUUAGUAUCUUAGAGAUAUUAAAUUGUUUAGGAUUACUUAGAACUUGACAGGAAUGGAGAUGAAGCAUAUGAGAAAACAUGAUGGCGCAGAUGGAACAACGGACAAGGAGAAAUGGGUUUAUGAUUCUUCGUUAGAUCAUAGGGGGCGAAUCCCUCUUCGAGCUUCCACUGGGGCAUGGAAGGCUUCCUUCUUCAUUAUAGGAAUUGAGUUCAGUGAGAGGUUGAGUUACUUUGGAAUAGCAACAAGUUUGAUCAUAUACCUGACCAAGGUGAUCCAGCAGGACCUGAAAACAGCAGCCAAGAGUGUCAACUAUUGGGCUGGCGUCACCACAAUGAUGCCCCUUCUCGGAGGAUUUCUAGCCGACGCCUAUCUUGGCCGAUUCUCUGCUGUUCUUGCAUCCUCUAUCAUUUAUCUCAUGGGCUUGCUUCUCCUGACAAUGUCCAGAGUUGUCCCGGGCUUGAAACCUUGCGACAGCACAAUUUGCCAAGCACCGCGAAAGAUCCAUGAGAGCAUCUUCUUUGUCGCUAUGUACUUAAUCUCCAUAGGGACAGGCGGGCACAAGCCUUCCUUGGAGAGUUUUGGAGCUGAUCAGUUUGACGACGAUCAUCCUCAAGAGAGGAGAAAAAAGAUGUCCUUUUUCAACUGGUGGAACCUCGGCCUAUGCGGUGGCCUGGUGCUUGGCGUCACUGUAAUAGUUUACAUCCAAGAUCGCAUCGGCUGGGCUGCUGCAGACAUCAUUCUUACUGCAGUGAUGGCUCUCACCAUACUUAUAUAUUUCCUAGGAAGGCCUGUUUAUCGCUUUAGGAAGCCGUCGGGUAGCCCCUUCACUCCGCUGAUGCAAGUGCUUGUAGCUGCCAUUUCCAACAGGAACCGGCCUCAUCCAUCUAAUCCCAAUCAGCUUUACGAGGAUCCUAAAUCGGACAGCGCCCAUGGACGGCCCCUUCUGCACACUGACAGGCUUAAGUUUUUCGACAAGGCUGCAAUAAUCGGAGAGGGACAGAGCUCCUUAACAGAGAGACAGAAUCCAUGGAGAUUGGCAACUGUAACAAAAGUGGAGGAGAUGAAGCUGGUCGUAAGCGUGAUUCCAAUCUGGAUAACUACACUCCCGUUCGGCGUCUGCGUGGCUCAGGCGGCGACGUUCUUCAUCAAACAGGGCACGACGCUUGACCGGAGAAUCACCGACACUUUCGAACUCCCACCGGCGUCGAUCUACGCCCUGGCUGCAGUGGGGAUGAUAAUCUCCGUCGUGAUCUACGACCGAGGGCUAGUGCCGUUGCUGAGAAGGGUGAGGAACAACGAGAGAGGCAUCACCAUUCUACAGAGAAUCGGGCUGGGGAUGAUCUUCUCGGUGGCGACCAUGGUGGUGGCGGCAUUGGUGGAGGGGAAACGGCUGGCGGCGGUGGCGAGGGAUCCGGUGAAGGGUUCGAGUUCGAUGAGCGUGUUCUGGCUGGCGCCGCAGUUUCUGAUAAUCGGAAUGGGAGACGGGUUCGCGCUGGUGGGGCUGCAGGAGUAUUUCUACGAUCAGGUGCCUGAUUCGAUGAGAAGCUUAGGGAUUGCGCUGUAUCUGAGCGUGCUUGGUGCGGCCAGCUUCAUCAGCAGCCUUCUGAUAACGGUGGUGGAUCGUGCGACGGAGAGGGGCGGGAAGAGUUGGAUCGGGAAGGAUUUGAACAGCAGCAGGCUUGAUUGUUUUUACUGGCUGUUGGCGGGGAUUACAGCUGCCAACAUUGCUGUUUAUGCAUUCAUUGCAAGCAGGUAUUCUUACAAGAAUGUCGUCAGGGACACCUCCGGCGGCGACGCCGCCGCCAAUUGUGCUGCUUGAAUAAUUAGAUUGUUUGUUGUGUGUAUGUGUGUUUGGAUGUGUGAGAAUCAUGAAUCUAUCUGUAUAUUGCAAUUUAUUAAGAGGGUUUUUAAGGUCGUGUUUCUAAUUUUCGUAUUGGAUUCUGAUCCGAUUGGUUUGUGGAUAGCAAAUUCAAUGUUGAUAGAAAUCGUUGGCCCAAUACAUUGUGAGCCCAGAGUUUGGUUGGAUUUGGGCUAAAUAAUAAAAACUAAAUAUUAUUCAA